Molecule: messenger RNA, 2683 nt
Organism: Musa acuminata subsp. malaccensis (wild Malaysian banana)
Lineage: Eukaryota; Viridiplantae; Streptophyta; Magnoliopsida; Zingiberales; Musaceae
Product: pentatricopeptide repeat-containing protein At5g27110
Molecular function (GO): protein binding
Source: RefSeq, a predicted model, not a curated record
GUUGGCGGCUUUCGUCAAGCGUGAGGCGAUUUGUUGGCCGCCGAUGGUCGUUCAGAAGCUUUCAGCUGUCCUCAAAGCUCUCAGCCGCAGCAACACCGCAGCGGCCACCGCCACCACCAACGCCCAGUCGUUGGCUUCGGGGAAGCUCGUCCAUGCCAAGUCUGUUUCGCUCGGCUUGCAGUCCAACUCACUCCUCUGCAGAGCUCUCGUCGGCUUCUACCUCUCCUUCCACCUCCUCCACCCCGCCCUCAAGGUCCUCGAAUCCAACACCUCCGACGACGUCUCCCCAUGGAAUGCUCUCCUUUCUGUCUGCUCCAAGCGCCAGCUGCAUGCACAAGCGCUUUGUCUCUUCCAGAAGCUGCUGCUCCUUUCCCCCCGCCUCAAGCCCAACGCCUUCACUUAUCCGAGCGCCAUCAAGGCGUGCGCCGGAUUAGGCGCCGCACGAAACGGCGAGGUCUUCCACGCCGGCCUGAUGAAGUCCGGUUUUGCGGCCGACGUCGUAAUCUCGAGCUCUUUGGUUUACAUGUAUGCAAAAUGCGAUCGCUUUUCGUCGGCGAUCCAGCUGUUCGAUGAAAUGACCCACAAGGAUGCGGCUUGCUGGAAUACGGUCAUGUCCUGCUACUACCAGUCCGGUCAGGCGUCGAAAGCGCUGGAGUUGUUCGAGGAGAUGAAUAGAUGCGGUUUUGAGCCGGACUGUGUGACGUACACGACUGCAUUCUCCGCUUGUGGUCGGCUCCAGGAUUUGGAACGGGGGAGGAAGAUGCAUGAGAUGCUGAAUGAGAGUGGUUUCGAAUUGGAUGCUUUCAUCAGCUCUGCCAUCGUUGAUAUGUAUGCCAAAUGUGGUUGCUUGGAGAGUGCCAGAGAUGUCUUCGAGCGGAUUCCGAGUAAGAGUGUGGUCUCCUGGAAUUCAAUCAUUGGCGGGUAUUCCUCGGCAGGAGAUAGCCAUUCGAGUUUGAUUCUUUUUAGGAGGAUGACCAAGGAAGGUUUUAAGCCCACUUCAACCACUAUAAGCUGCUUGUUAAUGGCUUGCUCGAGAAGCUCUAAUUCACGACAUGGAAAGUUUAUUCAUGGUUACAUAGUACGGAACUGUAUGGAGGCUGAUAUUUUUGUUGUUAGUUCUCUUGUAGAUUUCUAUUUCAAAUGUGGAAUUGCUCGGCAUGCAGAGUCUGUCUUUGAGAAGAUGCCAAAGUCGAAUGUGGUUUCAUGGAACGUGAUGAUUUCAGGGUAUGUGACGGUAGGCUGCUUCUUCAAGGCUCUCGAGCUCUUCCAUGAUAUGAGAGUAUAUGGGGUCAGCCCAGAUGCUAUCACCUUUAUCAGUGUUCUAUCUGCUUGUGCUCAAUUAGCAGCUUUGGAGCAGGGCAGAGAGAUCCAUAAGCAAAUUAGCAACCAUGGUCUGGAGUGCAAUGAGAAAGUCAUGUGCACCCUUGUCGACAUGUAUGCAAAAUGUGGAGCCAUUAGCGAAGCAAGAGAAGUUUUUGACAGGUUAGCUACAAAGGAUAUUUUGUCCUGGACUUCCAUGAUCAUGGCCUAUGGCUCCCAUGGCCAGGCCUCUGAAGCUUUCAAGCUCUUCCACGAAUUGCAGAAAGUAAAAGCAAAACUGGAUCAUGUCACAUUCCUUGCAGUUCUCGUUGCUUGCUCCCAUGGAGGACUGGUUGAUGAAGGUCGUCUUUAUUUUGAUCAAAUGACUAAUGAAUAUGGAAUCAAACCCCACAUAGAACACUACUCCUGCUUGAUAGAUCUCCUGGGACGCUCGGGUAGGCUAAAUGAAGCUUAUAGUGUACUGAAGAAAAGCACACCUGAGAUAAGAGCUGAUGCAGGAUUGUUAGGUUCGUUGUUCUCGGCUUGUAGUUUGCACAGGAACUUGGAAUUGGGGGAGGAAGUUGCCAAGCUUCUUGUUGAGGUAGAUCCAGAUGAUCACUCUACUUAUGUGACUUUAGCAAACAUGUACGCGUCUGUCGGGAGAUGGGAUGAUGUGCGCAAGGUCCGUGCUACUGUAAAAGAGAGAGGAUUGAAGAAGAACCCUGGUUGCAGCUGGAUUGAGAUUGAAAAGAGAAUUCACCAGUUCUUUGUGAAAGAUGACUCACAUCCACAGGCUGAGUUGAUACAUGAAUGGCUUGGGUAUCUUUCUUUGCACAUGAAGCGGGAAAAGUCUGAUAGUCUGAUGAGCAUGACUGCAACAGUAGAUUGAAACUGAAACAUCAAUUUCAUGCAUUUGCAGCUUAUAAUCACUGGCAGAACCCAGUUUUGAAACUGUGACAGCCCGAGUAUAACAUGAUCCUUUGUACAGCUGAAGAUUGUUCGAGACAGGGAACUGAUUUAGUAUAUUUAUUUGUUCUUUUCUCAUAUUCCAACUCAUUGGACAUGCAGACAUAAGUAGCAGCUGGAAGAUGUCAAUAAUUAUUCCAUGGACUUCAAAUUUCUUUCAUUGACUAUAAAGGAGGCAAUUUUAUUCACUAAAUGGAACAAUGGAUUGAGUUUGCAAAAAUGAUUUCCUGCUUAGCAGCUGUCCCUAUGCAGACCAAACACUGCCUCACAACAUGUAUAAGAUUAUUCUUUGUAUAUCGACAUAUUGGAGAAGUUCUUUUCCCGAAUAGUGGGACAUUGUAACUGAUUGAUUUUUUUUUUCCGUUGAUGAAUUGUUGUGAGAUUAAUUGGAUGAGCAAACUAAUGAUUCCUUGAUGUG